UCCCGCCGUCGCGCGCCAUGCCCGACUCGGCCUCGCCGCCGCAGCGCCAACGAUGGCCCCCUCCCUCGCCGCCACGCCGCUCCCCGCCACCUCCUCUCACCCCAGCUCAUCCUCCUCCGUCCAGCUCCUCCGCUCGCUCGCGCGCUCCCGCCGUGCGGACCACGCCCACCGCGCGCUCCUCCUCUUCCGCUCCCUCCACGCCUCCCCCUCCCCGCCGCCCCCGCACUUCUCCCUCCCGGCCGCGCUCUCCGCCGCUUCCUUUCUCUCCGCGCUCCCCGAGGGCCGCCAGCUCCACGCGCUAGCGGCCAAGCUCGCGCUCGCCCCGGCCCACACCGUCGUCGCCAACUCCCUCCUCCACCUCUACGCCUCCUGCGGCCUCCCCGACGCCGCGCUCGCGCUCUUCCGCUGCAUCCCCGCCAAGUCCCUCGUCUCCUGGAACACCGCCGUCGACGCGCUCGCCAGCAACGCCGACCACCUCGGCGCGCUCGACCUCUUCAGGGAGAUGCAGCGGGACACGGGCCUCGCGCCCGACGCCUACACCCUGCAGAGCGUCCUCGGCGCGUGCGCCGGGGCCGGCGCGCUCUCGCUCGGGGUCUACGCGCACGCGCUGCUGCUGCGCGAGCUCGGGGGCCACGGCGACGUGUCCCGCGACGUGCUCAUCAACAACUCGCUCGUCGACCUUUACGGCAAGUGCGGGGCCGUCGAGCUCGCGCGGCAGGUGUUCGACCGGAUGCCCGAGCGGGACGUCACGUCGUGGAACGUGGCGAUCCUCACGCUCGCCAACCACGGAUGCGUGCGCGAGUCCGUGGAGCUGUUUGAUCGGAUGACGCGGGUGGAGAAUGUUGUGCCCAACGCAAUCACCUUCGUCGCGGUUCUUAGCGCGUGCAACCAUGGCGGGAUGGUGGAGGAAGGCAGAAGAUACUUCGACAUGAUGGUGGGCGAGUACAGGAUCAGGCCGAGGAUCGAGCACUACGGGUGCAUGGUGGACAUAUUGGCACGAGCUGGCUUCAUCGAAGAGGCUCUGGAUGUUGUGUCCGGCAUGAACUGCCGGCCUGAUGCCAUCAUCUGGAGGAGCCUACUAGACGCAUGCUGCAGGCAGAAUGCCCGCUUAGAGCUUAGCGAGGCCAUGGCCAAGCUGGCACUUGAUGUUCCGGAUGAUGCUGUCAGCGGUGUCUACGUCCUGCUCUCGAGGGUCUACGCAUUCGCACAGAAGUGGAACGAUGUGGGCAUGGUCCGGCGGUUGAUGAGCGACGAGGGUCUCAAAAAGGAGCCAGGGUUCAGCUCCAUUGAAAUGGAUGGUUUGGUUCAUCAGUUUGUCGCAGGCGACACGUCACACCCCCAGUCGGAGGAGAUAUACGCGAAGCUGGACGAGAUCGGACAGAGGCUUGCGUCCUCUGGAUACAAGCCAGACUUGUCAGAGGCUCGCAUGGUUGCUGGCAUGGACCAUACCAAGGGUGCCGCCCUCCGUUUGCACAGCGAGCGGCUAGCCAUAUCGUUUGGUUUGCUCAAGGGGACAGCUGGUGCGCCUAUUCGGAUCCUGAAGAACCUUAGGGUGUGCAAAGACUGCCAUACUAUCAGCAAGCUCAUAACAGGGCUCUAUGGUGUUGAGAUCAUUGUUAGGGACCGGAUUCGGUUUCACCAUUUCAAGGAUGGAGCAUGUUCCUGCAAAGACUACUGGUGAUACUUGAGCCAAAGAGACUGCACUGCUGACGUUUUGUUGAGAGUGCCCUAGCAAAACAUAUAAUGCAUCUCUGCAGGUGUUCAAGACACGAAAUGAACUAGGGGGUGUACCGAAGCAUGUCUCUUCUUCAUUAUUUUAGUUGUCCAGAUCGAAAUUAGCUGAUUGGUCAGAUAAACAGGAUGUUAUUAGAUACAUGUUCGACUUCUGAGUUUUCACUUUCACUCAAACACUAUAAGGUAGAUACUGUAAUGACAGUUACAUUGACCUCACGAGAAAUAUGAGGCUGGCCAGCCCGUUGCUUCUGCACGAA
This is a messenger RNA of Hordeum vulgare subsp. vulgare (domesticated barley), 1991 nucleotides long. Its product is annotated as pentatricopeptide repeat-containing protein At1g59720, chloroplastic/mitochondrial. Gene Ontology annotation, biological process: RNA modification. The coding region runs from base 53 to 1681 and encodes 542 amino acids. Gene Ontology annotation, molecular function: RNA binding; protein binding; zinc ion binding. The transcript has a single exon. Lineage: Eukaryota; Viridiplantae; Streptophyta; Magnoliopsida; Poales; Poaceae. The record is from RefSeq and is a predicted model, not a curated record.